This is a messenger RNA of Protopterus annectens (West African lungfish), 2132 nucleotides long. Its product is annotated as zinc transporter ZIP6-like. Gene Ontology annotation, molecular function: zinc ion transmembrane transporter activity. Bases 135 to 2132 code for a protein of 665 amino acids. The transcript has 7 exons. Gene Ontology annotation, biological process: intracellular zinc ion homeostasis; zinc ion import across plasma membrane. The record is from RefSeq and is a predicted model, not a curated record. Lineage: Eukaryota; Metazoa; Chordata; Ceratodontiformes; Protopteridae. Gene Ontology annotation, cellular component: membrane.
AAGCUUGUAUUAACCGUGACGAUAACGUCAUAUAUCAGCACUUGCCGCUUGCUGCUCUGAGAAGAGAAGUGUAACAUCGUAGCACUUUAAAUGAACAGAAGUAUUCCUUAAACGGACUCGCUGUUAUUCAAAGGAUGACUAUAAACAAACAGAUGAAAGUGUUGGUAUUUAGCGAUCUCUUUGUCCGCUUUUUGGUGGUCACUGUGGAAGCUUUUGGUGAGCUGCCACCCCCACUUCAGACAGAGGAACUGCGAGUAGGAAACCCACAACUUGCAGUACUGACGCAACGAUCCCACCUGCAGCAACUGUUUGAUCGCUUUGGGGAAAAUGGAUCACUGACCACUGAUGGGUUACGGCGGAUGCUUCAUAGUAUUGGUAUUGAUAAGAUCCGUGGGAAAGACCAUGGGGUCGCUCGGGAACAUGAAAACUGUUCUGAAGCUAAGGAGGAGCACAUUGAUGACCAUAAGGCAUUGCAUACCCACCUCCAUUCAGGAGAGGAGCGGGCACCUCACGGAGAUCCGACGCGUGAGAAACAGAUGAAAAGGGGGGCCCCUAAAAUUGAGAAUGUCCCUAAUGACAUUGAUUCCCACCCAAAGAAUGCACCUGUAGAGGUGAAGACCACUCCGGUUUACACAACUGCUUCUUUUUUGAAAUCCAGAACUGGACAGCAGCUUUCAAAAAGCGUUGGUGUAAUUCAGCAGUCUAGUAAAUCUAGUAAAUCCACUGUUGUCAGUCCACAGGCAAACUUGUCUCUUGCAGAAAGCGGUGUGAGCGGCAGCAUGGUCAUCCCUAAAAAGAAGCCAGAUGAGCCCUCCUUCCAGAGUUCUGUAUUUGGGUACACAGACAAAGAACUUCACAUGGCUUUUAGGCACGUUGACCAUGGGCAUGACGACGAGCAUCAGGAAAAUAAGUGCUUAAACGCUUCUGUUAUGUUGUUAUCACAUGGGAUGAUCCCUCCAGUAGAUCUGACUCCAACAGAAUUCAGCUAUCUUUGUCCAGCACUCCUCAAUCAGAUUGUCAGUAAAUCCUGCUUUGUUCAGAAGUCUGACCAUCACCCUGAAGAAACCCAUUCAUUUAAAACAGCUUGGAUUGGUGGAUUUGCAUCAAUAACCAUCAUCAGUGCCUUAUCCUUGAUUGGAGUUCUUUUAAUACCGUUGAUGAAUAAAGUCUUUUUCAAGUUCUUGCUUUGCUUUCUGGUGGCAUUGGCUGUUGGGACACUUAGUGGUGAUGCAUUUCUGCAUCUCAUCCCACAUGCACAAGGUACUCAUCAUCAUCAGCAACAUAAUCAUCCUCACCAUCAUCAUCAUCUUAACCAUGACCACCAUCAUCAUAGCCAUGAGUCGCAUUAUCAUAGUGAAAAUUCUGAAGAACAUAGCUAUAUGGAUUCUGUAUGGAAAGGUCUAACAGCCCUUGGAGGUGUUUACUUUAUGUUCCUGAUUGAGCAUUUCCUUACACUAAUUAAAGUGUUUAAAGACAAGCAGCAGAAGAAAAAUAUUGACAUUGUUGAUGACGAUAUUGACACCACUAAGCGUUUAUCAGAAUAUGAAGCACAGCAGUUGACAAAAGAAAAAAUGAACCCUGGUGUAGAUGUUGAUCAUGAAAGCUCUUUGACAAAUGACUGCCAGGAUCAGAUGGAGUUUCGUAAUAAGCAAGCAACAAUCCCAGAAGAAGAAGCAAUGAUAACUCCUCUUGAGCCUGAUGAAUACUCGUCAAGAGACUGUGAGAAUAAGUGCCAUUCACACUUUCAUGACACUCUGGGGCAGCCUGAUGAUCUUAUUCAUCGUCACCAUGACUAUCAUCAUAUUUUGCACCAUCAUCAUCACCAGAAUCAUCACCCACAUAGCCACUGUCAACAGUAUUCACAUGAAGAACUGAAAGGGGCAGGCAUAGCAGCUCUGGCGUGGAUGGUAAUUGUGCGAGAUGGACUUCAUAACUUCAGUGACGGACUAGCAAUUGGUUUCAACGAGUUUACUGUGUCUGAGGAUCUUUAUUCUGAGGUAUCUGAUCAAGGACUGGAACUAGUCACCAAUGAUGCCUUGUUGUGCACAUCUAGUUUUAAGGUUGUUGAGGGGCCCAUACUGUUUCUUUGCUUUCAUAUUACUGUUUCUCACCUCAGCUCAGUCAUGCUGUGA